AUGGAGGAGGUGAUACAAGAGGCUGACCACCUAGCGCAGCGAUCCUUGGAGGAAAAGCAGAUUCGCGACGCCAAAUCUGCACAGGAGCUACUGGCAGCCAAUCAAAGGCGCAUUGCAGAGGCGUUGAAGAACAAUGCAAGGGCGCAAGUGACCACCACCUUUCGCGUCCAGAAGACGCCCCACCCCUCCCAUCGACGGCCAAUCAUCGCAUCUGCGCACAACUUGAAGGGCAAGAAGAAGACCGAAACGCCUGCGCUGCUCAUGUCGCAGCACGCACAGCUGCCGCGCUACUGUGCGUGGCUGCCGAUUCGACGAAACAUCAUGGUGGAAGAUGAGACGGUACUUCGGCACAUCCCGUACAUUGGAGACGAUGAUCCGGAUGGUUUUCUCAACGAGCUCUUCAAGACAUACGAGGACGCUUUGGCAAUGCGACUUGACAGCGACUCUGCAGAGAGGAACACGGCCAUCAACGAGACGAUCAUGGAGGUGUUACAGCGCUGCCAGAGCAUGAUCUCAAAGGACGACACGCUGCCGAAAGAGGUGUUUGAGCGACUGGCACUGCGGCUUGGCCUGAGCGUGCCCCAAGUCAUCGAGCGGUACAAGAACAUCAAGAAGUCCUGCAACCUCACGUCGGCGCGGCAGUUGACUGAGCUGAGCAGCGACAUUGACACGCACCCGCCCGUGCUGGAUCGAGAGGCAGCGCUCGACUCUUACUCCAACCUCUUCUGCAGGCGAUGCUACACAUACGACUGCAGUGCUGUGCACUCCUGUCGCCCUACAUCCCAUCACCGCCCCAUCACCAUGCAGAACCUCAGCUCACAGAUUGUGGACGAAACUGUCAAGGUGGUGCACAACUACACGCCGUGCUACCAUCCGGGCCUGUCGUGUGAGGAGGCAGAGUGCUCCUGUCUCCAAUCCAACAACUACUGCGAGAAGUUUUGCCAGUGCGCCCCAGACUGCAAGCGGCGGUGGCGUGGGUGCCGGUGCCGCGGUGCGUGCAUGAAGGGCUCGUGCCCGUGCGCCGCUGCUGUUCGCGAGUGCGAUCCGGACCUCUGCAUCUCCUGCGGCGCAGGCGAUGAAGAGCCGUCAUGUAAGAAUUGCGGAAUUCAACGCCGACAGCACAAGCACCUGCUGCUUGCGCCGUCUGACGUUGCUGGCUGGGGCAUCUUCACCAAGGAGGACAUACAGAAGGGCGCCUUUAUCAGCGAAUACUGCGGCGAGGUGAUUUCGCAGGAGGAAGCGGAACGUCGGGGAAAAGUGUACGACAAGCACAUGUGCUCCUUCCUCUUCAACCUCAACGCUGAGUAUGUGGUGGACGCGACGCGAAAGGGCAACAAGAUCCGGUUUGCCAACCAUGCCAACGAUCCAAACUGCAACGCCAGAGUGAUGCUUGUGAAUGGAGAGCAUCGCAUUGGCAUUUACGCGAAGCGAAACAUUCCCGCAGGCAAAGAGCUCUUCUUCGACUACAGGUAUGGCCCGACGGAUGCGCUCAAGUAUGUUGGCGUGGAACGCGAGGGAGAUGUGUGAUGACAUGACGCGGCUUUUGUUGUCAAACAAUACACAGCGGUUCACAAC
This is a messenger RNA of Salpingoeca rosetta, 1575 nucleotides long. Its product is annotated as set-domain-containing protein. Lineage: Eukaryota; Choanoflagellata; Craspedida; Salpingoecidae. Gene Ontology annotation, molecular function: histone methyltransferase activity; protein binding. The coding region runs from base 1 to 1527 and encodes 508 amino acids. The transcript is spliced from 16 exons. The record is from RefSeq and is a predicted model, not a curated record. Gene Ontology annotation, biological process: chromatin remodeling.